Solanum verrucosum is the source of this 1274-nucleotide messenger RNA. RefSeq names its product probable indole-3-pyruvate monooxygenase YUCCA8. Gene Ontology annotation, molecular function: N,N-dimethylaniline monooxygenase activity; NADP binding; flavin adenine dinucleotide binding. Lineage: Eukaryota; Viridiplantae; Streptophyta; Magnoliopsida; Solanales; Solanaceae. The transcript is spliced from 3 exons. Bases 5 to 1252 code for a protein of 415 amino acids. The record is from RefSeq and is a predicted model, not a curated record. Gene Ontology annotation, biological process: auxin biosynthetic process.
AAAAAUGUUUAAUUUUUCAGAUAACGAUAUGUUUGCGAGACGAUGUGUUUGGGUAAAUGGCCCUGUUAUUGUUGGUGCUGGUCCAUCAGGAUUAGCUGUUGGAGCUUGUUUGAAAGAACAAGGUGUCCCUUGUGUUAUAUUGGAACGAUCUGAUUGUAUUGCUUCUUUAUGGCAAAAAAGAACUUACGAUCGAUUAAAGCUUCACCUACCUAAACAAUUUUGUCAAUUGCCCAAAUUCCCAUUUCCAGAACAUUACCCUGAGUAUCCUUCUAAGAGACAAUUCAUCGAAUACCUUGAGUCCUAUGCUACACAAUUUGAUUUAAGUCCACAAUUUAAUGAAUGUGUGCAGUCUGCUAAGUACGAUGAGUUUUGUCGAUUAUGGAGGGUGAAAACUGUUUCAGCUGAUGGGGUGGAAGUUGAGUAUAUUUGUCAAUGGCUUGUUGUUGCUACUGGGGAGAAUGCCGAGAGAGUUGUGCCUGAAAUUGAUGGAUUGAAGGAGUUUGGUGGUGAAGUGAUUCAUGCUUGUGAUUAUAAGUCUGGUGAGAAAUUCAGGGGAAAGAAAGUUGUCGUUGUUGGUUGCGGAAAUUCCGGGAUGGAAGUAUCACUUGAUCUUUGUAACCAUGAUGCUCAACCGUCAAUGGUCUGUCGUAGUGCGGUUCAUGUUUUGCCAAGAGAGAUAUUUGGAAAAUCAACAUUUGAGCUAGCUAUGUUGUUGAUGACAUGGCUGCCACUUUGGCUAGUUGACAAGAUUUUACUCAUUUUGACAUGGUUUAUUCUUGGUGACAUUGAGAAAUAUGGACUAAAAAGGCCAUCAAGUGGACCAUUACAACUCAAGAACAGUCAAGGGAAAUCCCCUGUUCUUGACAUUGGUGCUUUGGAGAAAAUUAGAGCUGGGAAAGUUAAAGUUGUUCCUGGAAUCAAGAAGUUUUCAUGUGGCACCGUUGAACUCGUCACUGGUGAAAAACUUGAAGUUGAUUCAGUUGUUCUUGCUACUGGCUACUGCAGCAAUGUUCCAUAUUGGCUACAGGAAAGUGAAUUUUUCUCCAAAAAUGGAUACCCAAAAGCACAAUUUCCAAAUAACUGGAAGGGAAAAUCUGGCUUAUAUGCAGUUGGAUUUACAAAGAGAGGGCUGGCUGGUGCUUCUGCUGAUGCUAUUAGAAUUGCUAAAGAUAUUGGCAAAGUACACAAAGAAGAUCUCAAGCAAAAGAAGCAAAAAGUUCCAACACACAGACGUUGCAUCUCAACCUUUUAAUUAAAAUUCAACCUAUGUUACU